AUGGAUCCCGCCCUGCCUCAACCGGUCGACUUUGCGACCAGCCCAGUAGAUCCUGCUUGGCAACUUGCUUUUACUGAUGCCACGGUAUGUUACGCUCAGGAGCUGUUUGCUUCCCGAAUGGCCAUCCCGGGCGCGCCCGGACCUCGCGCCAGUGAAGUUCUUGAGCUGGAUUUUCGGCUCGAGAUACAGCACCUGGUCAAUCUUUACGUGAGGGCCCACCGGAAUAAAUACACUUUGCCCUGGAGUUGUGAAGCAUAUAAUGCGUAUGUGGGGGGUCAAGACGGAACCAAAACAGCGUUCGAGGACGCGCUUAGCGUGCACUUCCCGCCUCUCGAAAGCGUUGUCGAAGGAGAGACCGGUGGAGUUAUAGAGACGCGCCCUUCCCUCAUUGUUGACAAGUAUGGAGUCAUCGUUCUUGCCUUCCUACCAGGCGUCAUAGGGCAUAGCAUCCAGGCGGAUGCAUUUCAUAGUACGCACCUACUUAACCCGACGUUCGAAUUGAACGGUCCCGACUCCAGCCCGACAUGGCGGCUGGCAGGACAGACAUACCGUCGGGACGUCGACAGUCUCUAUCUGAGCCCCGGCCUGGCGACGUUGGGUUUUUUGCACAGUACUGGACACAAGACGCCCGGGAAGAAAAUCCACGUCGGGAGGGAUCUCGGGAGCUCGGGAACCAAUCUGACAAGGUCUCAGCAGGACGCGCGCAGAUGGCUUACGCGCAACACCAAGACGGCAGCCUUGAUGUCAGCGUUUUCCGCGCUGGUCAGUCCCGAGCAAUACGCGUUGGCGCGCGAGGGACUUGUCCGGCUUGCUCGGCGCAGUGACACUCUUCGGGAGGCUCUGGAGAGCUGGCCCUUCGCAUUUACAUCGCUUGCGGCAGUAUCGAACCGAUCCACGGGUGUACACCGCGACCGGAAAAGCGGCGGCAACAACUUCUAUGACGUCAUGACGACCAUAGGAGGGGAUCCCGACGUCGUCCAGAUAAAGUUCAGAGGGAUCGGCUUCUCGGCCAGGUAUACGUCGGGAUCUAUGGUCGCGGCCAGCUGCCACACCCAUCUUCACUCGGUGGCCGCUUCUCCAAAUGUUGAACGCCUAGCGUUGGCGGCCUACAUGAAACCGACUGUUCUGCUUGAGAUGGGUCUUGACAUGCCCCGGCUACCUACUAUUCCCCUUGUAAAAGAUCUCCUUAUCCGGCAGAUACUUGCACACCGGCGUAUUUAG
Messenger RNA from Peniophora sp. CBMAI 1063, 1221 nucleotides. The record is from the annotation of a GenBank genome assembly. NCBI's taxonomy places the organism in Eukaryota, Fungi, Basidiomycota, Agaricomycetes, Russulales, Peniophoraceae.